Molecule: messenger RNA, 616 nt
Organism: Spodoptera frugiperda (fall armyworm)
Lineage: Eukaryota; Metazoa; Arthropoda; Insecta; Lepidoptera; Noctuidae
Gene: Burs
Product: bursicon
Exons: 4
Coding region: 49-525 (158 amino acids)
Biological process (GO): animal organ morphogenesis
Molecular function (GO): BMP binding; receptor ligand activity
Source: RefSeq, a predicted model, not a curated record
UCAAAGGAUUAAGACGAAUUUAAAGUUAAUCAUUCAAUUUACAGCAAAAUGUUCCGUUUUGACAUAAUUUCUUUAUGUUUAGUAUUUUUGUCGGCUGUUCAAAUUAAUGAUAGACCUGUAAGGGCCCAAUCAGUGGAAGUGCAACUCCCUCCAGGACAAGAGUGUCAAAUGACACCUGUUAUUCAUAUCCUUAAACAUCCCGGAUGUAUUCCUAAAGCCAUACCGUCCUUCGCUUGUAUUGGAAAGUGCUCGAGUUAUGUACAGGUGUCUGGAAGCAAAAUCUGGCAAAUGGAACGUACCUGUAAUUGCUGCCAAGAAUCCGGUGAACGUGAGGCUACCGUUGUUCUGUUGUGCCCUAAGGCUAAGAGCGAGGAAAGAAAACUAAGAAAGAUCACAACUAAAGCUCCUUUGGAAUGUAUGUGCCGUCCCUGUGGUAGCAUCGAUGAAAGUUCUAUAGUACCACAAGAAGUUGCUGGAUACGCCGAAGAAGGCCCACUGUACAAUCACUUUAGGAAAUCGUUUUAAAGUUAAAAUACUACUUAUGUAUGUUUGUUAUCGCACAAAAUAUUUUUAAGAAAUGUAUCUUAUUAAAUAAAACAAACCCUUUGACCUGAAA